AUGCCGGCGUUGAGCUCCACCAUGACGGAGGGAAAAAUCGUCAGCUGGAUCAAGUCGGAGGGGGAGAAGCUCUCCAAGGGCGAUUCGGUGGUUGUGGUGGAAUCCGACAAGGCGGAUAUGGAUGUCGAGUCCUUUUACGAUGGGUACCUCGCCGCCAUUAUGGUGGAGGAGGGACAUUCUGUUCCCAUUGGUUCCCCCAUUGCUCUUCUUGCUGAAUCAGAAGACGAAAUCGCCGCCGCCGUAGCCCAGAAAUCAUCCUCCUCCUCCGCCGCUACCACCACCACCGCCAACAACCCAGCCCCCGCCCCCGCCCCAGAUAGUAUUGCUAGUGAUGUUACUCCCAGUGCCAUUACAAGUGCAAAUAUUAGUAGCAGAAGCUCUGUUGCUAAUGGUGCAACGGGGUCCUCGGUGCACUCUGCAUCGGAAGGGGGAAAAAGGGUCGUGGCAUCGCCAUACGCGAGGAAAUUGGCAAAGGAAUGUGGGGUGGAUUUGAUUGGACUAGUGGGAAGUGGCCCUAAUGGGAGGAUAGUGGCAAAGGAUGUGGAGGAGGCUGUAGCUGCAAAAGUAAGUGCAGGUAGUGCUAGUGAGGCCGCUAAGCCGAGAAGUGGUGGUGCUGCGGUGGAACUGGGAUCUGUGGUUCCAUUUACGACAAUGCAGAGUGCGGUGAUUAGGAAUAUGGUGGAGAGUUUGGCUGUGCCGACGUUUAGAGUUGGGUAUACAAUUACCACAGAUGCACUGGAUUCUUUGUACAAGAAGGUCAAGUCGAAGGGAGUAACCAUGACCGCAAUUCUAGCAAAGGCAACAGCACUUGCACUGGUUAAACAUCCUGUUGUGAAUUCUAGUUGCCGAGAUGGUAAGAGCUUCACAUAUAACAGCAGUAUCAACAUUGCGGUUGCUGUUGCCAUCGAUGGUGGUUUGAUUACACCCGUGCUUCAAGAUGCUGACAACAUUGAUAUAUAUUCCUUAUCAAGAAAGUGGAAGGAAUUAGUCAAUAAGGCGCGAGCAAAACAACUGCAACCUCACGAGUACAAUACAGGUACGUUUACCCUAUCUAACCUUGGAAUGUUUGGUGUUGACCGCUUUGAUGCCAUCUUACCUCCGGGAACUGGUGCAAUAAUGGCUGUGGGUGCAUCUCAACCCGCUUUGGUUGGUACAAAGGAUGGUCGGAUUGGCCUGAAAAAUCAAAUGCAGGUAAAUGUUACUGCAGAUCAUCGUGUGAUAUAUGGCGCUGAUCUGGCAGCUUUCUUGCAAACCUUGGCUAAGAUAAUCGAGGACCCUAAAGAUCUCACUCUUUAG
Messenger RNA from Fraxinus pennsylvanica, 1296 nucleotides. The record is from the annotation of a GenBank genome assembly. Lineage: Eukaryota; Viridiplantae; Streptophyta; Magnoliopsida; Lamiales; Oleaceae.